UCCACCCAAAAGGCCACCCUCCAGCAACACAUCAUGGAGGAGGACCACCAUAUGGAAGUGCACCCAAUCGCCGCCUGCGAGGUACUCCCAGAGGCGCUUCAGGAGGCACCCAAGGUGACUCCCUCGCCUCUGACCCUCGACUUGGGGCAUCAAGUGCGACUGUUUCUCGGUGAUUUGAAUCACUCAGAUUCGGUAUCCGGAAGUCUUCCUCAAGCAAUCUACGACUAUGCCAGAGGGAAUGGAUCGACACAGCAGCUAUUGUCAGCGCUGUCAAAUUUAGCGGCGAACGAUGGUCUGUUUGAGCUCAUUGAAGCCCGAUUCGAGCCAGUGCUGCUCGAUAUACUAGCUAGGUGGUUGGAACCAUCGGCGUUCACAGACAGUGACCUGAUUGAGAAGCGAUUAUCGGUAUUGGCAAAGCUAGCAGAGACCACCCCGCAGCUGUGGAGUUUGAUUUACGCAUUCAUCCUCCAAUCUCCCUUCCGAGCCUCCCCCUUCUCCUGCCUCGACCAGCAAAACCUCACAGAGGUUCCUGCUCCUCGACUCCACUCUCUGCUCCUGGCUUACAUGCGUCUCAUUAUCGUGGACCCUUUCAUUGCUUCCCGCAACGACUGGUCGAUAAUACCUCUCCACGCUCUUCGCACUGAGCACCCUGACGCCGGGGUAAGACUGCUCGCUAUCCAGGUACUUUCAAAGCAGCGGAAAUGGAGCGAGACGAAAAGGAUGGAGAUGGAGUUUGCCCAUGUAGGGGCGGUGGAGACUACGGAUGUAAAGAUCCUCUUUGGGCACACCGUCAACGUGCUGCCGCAGGGAGGGUUUGAAACUCAAGAGGUGGUGGUGGAUGGAUGGCUUAUGCCUAUAUUAGAAGCGCAGAGGAUCAAAAGAACUAGAAAGUCGACGAACGAUUUCGUCUAUGCCUCAUCUGCCACAAUUGCGGAGCACGAUCUGUCCUCACGCACGGCACUUGUCGCCGACCAUCUCAUCCUGCGCAACUCUCCCCCCAACCCCUCUCUAAGUAUCACACAUGUGCGUACGGAGCCCAUGGACAAUGCGCUCAGAACGCUUUGUCCUCUGGUACAGCUCACUGCACCUAUUCUCCUCACCUCCCCACCUUCUUCAGGCAAAUCCCACAUCCUACAAUACCUCUCCUCUGUACUCUUCCCCAACCAACGGCCUUCCAGUAGGAUCCUUACUAUCCCCCUCGCAGACACAUCUAUCGAUGUGAAGAGUCUGAUUGGGACGUAUAUCUCUUCGCCAACAAAGCCUGGGACGUUUGAGUGGAUGGAAGGAGCGCUUGCGAAAGCGAUCAGGGCGGGGAGAUGGGUCGUUUUUGAGGACGUGGAUAGGGGGAGUACAGAAAUGCUCGUGACGCUGGCUGGAAUUGCCAGGAGCCUGAGGAGUACGAGACCGGGAAAGAGGGCUACGCUGGCUGUUCCCGGGCGAGAGGAUGUUGAGGCUGGAGAAGGAUUCGGACUGUUUGUCACAAGAACCAUCCGACAGGGUUAUACUCCCCCAAGCUUCUAUGCGCACCACAUCUUUACCGAAACCAUCCUUGAAGCCCCGUCAGACAGCGAUAUCCUAGCGUUCCUCUCUGCUCGAUUCGAGCGCUUGCCUCGGAGCAUCACCAUCACCCUCGUCAACAUCUGGCACCAGCUCCGCCCCUUUGACAGGGUAUCUGGCCAAGUCAAGGCUAGGGAUAUUGGACUGAGGGAUCUCGAGAAAUGGUGUGCGCGAGUGGUGCGCAAUUUGCCUCCUUCUGCCUCAUUGGCCGCGCUAGAGCAGUCAGGCUCCAUCUUUGCAAACACCGUGCUCCAGGAUGAGGUGUUCUUGGAGGGUGUUGAUAUCUUUGUUGCUUCUCUCGACAAUAAAGGCGCCUCGCUGGAGAAAAAGAAGCAGAUGAUGAUGACUAUUGCAGAAGGACUGGGGAUGGACGAGGAUCGGGUUUUGGCUUUGGAUGGCCGAAAACCGAACUUCGAGGCUAGCUCCGCUUCUCGUCAGCUGCAUGUUGGGCGAGUCGUUAUGGAGCUGGCGGCACCCGAAAGAAGCCGCCGAGCCGCCGCCUCCUCUUCUCGGCCUUUUGCUCUUACGAAACCCUCUCUUAUCCUCCUUGAGCGAGUUGCUGUACCUCUCGCUCUUGGCGAGCCAACCCUUCUGGUUGGUGAAACUGGUACCGGUAAGACCACCGCUGUCCAACACAUCGCCUCCAUCGUCCGCAAACCACUCACUGUGCUCAACUUGUCGAUGCAAACCGAAAGCAGCGAUUUGCUCGGUGGGUUCAAACCUAUAGACGCUUCCAUUGCUGCCCGUGCGCUGCAUACGAGGUGGCAAAAGUUGUUUUGCGAGACGUUUGCGAUGAGUAAACCUGCGAAUGGGUCGUAUGUCGAGGCGGGGGCAAAGGCACUUGCAGGGAGGAAGUGGGGCAGGUGUGUAGAGAUUUGGGGGUCUUCGGCUAGGCGAGCCAUAGAUAAGCUGGGCAAAGGGGAGCCGUGAGUAACAAUUCUACAGGAAGUUCAGGCAGAGUUGACCAUAAUCAGGGAUGCUCCUCCGGCAGAGGGAUCACCUCUCAAGCGGAGAAAAAUAUCUAAAGCGACCAGGGUGUCCAAUGAGUGGCAAGGGCUGCUAGCUGACGUUACAGAAUUCGACCUUCACCACGCCAAGAUGAAGAGCAAGCUGGUGUUUUCGUUCGUGGAGGGACCUUUGGUUAAAGCUAUCAAGUCUGGGGAAUGGAUCUUACUUGAUGAAGUCAACCUUGCGUCGCAAGAAACGCUCGAAGCUAUAUCAACUAUCCUCGAAGGACCCACAGCGUCUCUUGUCCUGACCGAGCGGGGAGACGUCGAGCCUAUUGAGAGACACCCUCAAUUCAGGCUUUUUGCCUGUAUGAACCCAGCCACCGAUGUCGGCAAGAAAGAUCUUCCUCCCAAUCUGCGCACGCGCUUCACUGAGCUAUAUGUGCCUCCCCCAGAUGACGACCGAGAGGCGCUCCUCUCUAUCGUCUCGCAGUAUCUCGGUGAUGCGGCAGCGGGAGACAAGAGCGUCGUGCUCGAUGUCGCAGAACUCUACACUACCCUCAAAAAGCUGUGCGCGGCAAAAGAGAUCGUGGACGGAUCCAAUGCGCCACCGCACUUUAGUAUGCGAACUCUUGCGAGGGCGUUGACAUUUGCCGUGGAAAGUGCUCCGCUUUUUGGCCUUCGUCGUGGCUUGUGGGAGGGCUAUCUCAUGGCUUUCACCAUGUCUCUGGACGAGGCGAGCGCGCGCAUCGCCCACGAAGCUGGAGAGAGGCACAUCCUGUCGCCCAUGAAGAACGCCCGGGCUGUGCUUGCGCAAAUACCCUCUCUUCCUUCAGACAUGGAUGCCGACGACUAUAUUCGAUUCGGGCCUUUCUGGCUUCGCCGCGGACCUCUUCCGGCUUCCACAGAGGGUCGCUACAUCAUCACUCCCUCUGUGCAGUCGAAACUGACUGAUCUCGCCCGCGUGAUCCUUACCAAGAGGUACCCUGUCCUCAUUCAAGGUCCCACCUCUGCAGGAAAAACCAGUGCCGUUGAAUUCCUGGCGCGUCAGACUGGUCAUCGAUUUGUGCGUAUCAACAAUCACGAGCAUACAGAUAUUCAAGAGUAUCUUGGAACAUACGUGACGGACCCGCAGACGGGGAAUCUGGUGUUUCAAGAAGGUUUGCUGGUGACUGCGGUAAAGCAAGGGCACUGGAUUGUGCUGGACGAAUUGAAUCUGGCGCCAACGGAUGUUUUGGAGGCGCUCAACCGACUCUUGGACGACAACAGGGAGCUUGUCAUACCCGAAACCCAGGAGGUGAUCAAACCCCAUCCCAACUUUAUCCUCUUCGCCACCCAAAAUCCUCCAGGGCUCUAUGCUGGGCGUAAGAUCUUGUCAAGAGCUUUCCGCAAUCGAUUCUUGGAAGUUCACUUUGACGAUGUUCCCAAGACCGAGCUCGAGACCAUCUUGUGUCAGCGAUGUCAAAUCGCUCCUUCGUAUGCUGCAAAGAUCGUCCAGGUUUUCGAGGAGCUGAGACAUCGGCGUCAAGCGUCACGUGUCUUUGAAUCGAAGCAGUCUUUCGCUACCCUUCGAGACUUGUUUCGUUGGGCCGAAAGAGGUGCUGUGGGCUAUCAGCAGCUCGCGGACGACGGCUAUAUGCUUUUGGCAGAGCGCACGAGGCACGACGAAGACAAGGUCGUGAUCAAAGAAGUCAUCGAGCAAAUCAUGAAGGUCACUAUCAAAUACGACAUGUACGAACUGUUCGACCAAUCGGCUGGCAUACUGGCACGAUUCCCUCAGACAUCACUUCCGCCGACUUCGAUGGUAUGGACCAAGGCCAUGCAGCGGCUCUUCGCACUUGUGGCGGCUGCCCUUCUGCACAAUGAGCCAGUAUUGCUAGUCGGUGAGACAGGUUGCGGCAAAACCUCAGUCUGCGAGGUCGUCGCCCACAUGUUUAGCCAAAAGUUGGUCGGUGUCAACUGUCACCAAAAUAUGGAGACUGCCGAUCUCCUUGGUAGUCAACGUCCCGUCAGGAAUAAGCUCGACCGUAAGGCUCGGGUAAUCGAUGCCCUUGCUAAGUAUAUUGAGCUUGGUCGUGAUGCUUCGGAGGACAACAUCCUGGAAGCAUGCAGUGGGCUUCUGCAGAGAGAGGACGUGGAUCAUUCGCUGGUCCGACGUUGUCAACAGGAGACCAAACAGCUCUCCGCCCUGUUCGAGUGGUCUGAUGGUCCGCUUGUUCACGCCAUGUCAGCGGGUGAUCUCUUGCUUCUGGACGAAGUGUCUUUGGCGGAUGAUUCUGUACUCGAACGUCUCAACUCCGUGCUUGAACCAGGACGUACUCUUGUCUUGGCCGAGAAAGGCGGUGUUGACAUUGAUGAGGCUACGAUCGUUGCCAACGAUAAAUUCCAUGUUGUGGCAACGAUGAACCCAGGAGGUGAUUUUGGAAAGAAAGAGCUCUCGCCAGCGUUGAGGAACAGGUUUACUGAAAUCUGGGUGCCUGCUCUGAAUGAUAGAGGCGAUCUCUUGCAGAUCAUUGAGCAAUCAAUGCGACACGUGGAAGUCAGUCCUACUGGGCCUCUUAUACUGGACUUCUUCAUCUGGUUUGGCGAGAAGCUGGGUGAUGCUUCUGGACUGGGUUUGCGAGAUAUCCUGGCUUGGGUCAGUUUUAGCAACGACAUGUUUGCCAAAGGCCUCAAUGCCGCUCAAGCUUUUCACCAUGGCGGUCAAAUGGUAUUAAUCGACGGACUGGAAUCGCUGCCUCAGACGUCCGGCAUGUCGACAUCCAGCAUCAAAAUCCUUCGAGAAGACUGUCUUGUCCAACUGGGCGUGUUGGCGACAUCGCUGGAUAGCGAAUUGCAAACGGUGCCGAACUUGGAUGUCAAGAUCAGCUCCGAAGCUGUCCACGUGGGCGGCUUUUCAGUCCCGAAGGGCCCCGUCAUCAAUGAGGUCCCGACCUUCAUGUUCGGAGCUCCUACGACUGCUCUCAACACCAUGAGGCUUGUCCGUGGCUGUCAGUUGCCCAAAGCAAUCCUGCUUGAAGGUAGUCCAGGAGUAGGAAAGACGAGUCUCGUCUCCGCUCUGGCUGGCAUUGCGGGGUACAAUCUUCAGCGGAUCAACCUUUCCGAUCAGACCGAUCUGAUAGACCUAUUUGGGUCCGAUCUUCCGGUCGAAGGGGGGCAGCCCGGCGAGUUCCAGUGGCGAGACGCGGCCUUCCUCGAUGCUAUGCAGAAAGGUGAUUGGGUGUUACUCGACGAGAUGAACCUUGCCUCGCAAACAGUUCUCGAAGGCCUCAACGCUGUUCUUGAUCAUCGUGGUACCGUAUACAUCCCUGAACUGGGAAAAUCGUUCGAUCGCCAUCCCGGCUUCAGAGUCUUUGCUGCUCAAAACCCUCUGCAACAGGGUGGUGGCCGAAAAGGCCUACCAAAGUCGUUCCUGAAUCGUUUCACCAAGGUCUACCUGCAAGAGCAUACCCCGGAAGAUCUCUUGAUCAUCUGCCGAGACCUUCACCCGAUACCUGUUGAGAUGGUCCAGAAAAUGAUAUCAUUCAACGAGACCAUGCGAGUUCAGACUAUGGUCACUCGUGCUAUUGGGCGCGAAGGAAGUCCUUGGGAGUUUAAUCUUCGUGACUUGUUCCGAUGGUUCAACCUCCUUUCGAAGAAGAAUGGGCUGGAGAAGAGUGAACAUCCGGUCGAGUUCUUCCAAAUGGUAUAUCGUCAGAGGUUCAGAAGUGAACGAGACCGCCAAAUGGUCACCGACAUAUUUGAAAACAUUUUUGGCAUUCAAAUUGACAACACUCGGCCUGUACCAUCCGUCACACCAUCUUGGCUGCAAGUUGGACAUUCUCUGAUCCAUCGGGGAGCCGCAUCUUCGGUAGAAGCGCAUUUGAACCAUGGACAUCUUGAAGUUGCCCAAUCUAUCUUGAAAGGCAUUGAGAUGGGCUGGCUCGUAAUCUUGGCUGGUGAAAGCGGUACUGGCAAGCGCACUCUUGUCCACAACCUCGCAGAAGCGGCCGGUCGAGAGCUGGGAGAGUUCUCAAUGCACCCUGGUGUGGACACAUCGGAAAUUUUGGGCAGUUUUGAGCAGCAAGAUGUCUCUCGUUCGGUUGACGCGGUUUUCACCGAUGUCAGCAACAUCAUCUCAAAACUGUCGGAUACCCAUCCCAGCUUCGCCUCGCAACUUUCUGAGCUAUCCUCAGCCAGGCGAGCUUGCACAAAUCGCUCCGACACCCGUGCUAUACCAGCGUUCUACGAAAUGUCCCAGUCCAUCGUUCAGACUUGCUCCUCUUUGGCUGACACGACGCUAGCCCAGCAGUCUAUGGCCGAUCUUGCCAAACUUGGUCCAAAUGCUGUAGGAUUUGCUUGGGUCGAUGGUCAACUAAUUCAUGCGAUCAAAAAUGGCGGGUGGUUCCUCAUAUCGGACGCCAACUUGUGCAGCGCGUCCGUACUCGACCGACUCAACAGUCUAUGUGAGAGUAACGGCGUGCUCGUUUUGAGUGAGAAGGGUUCGUCAACUGGUAGCCCAGAGAUACUCAAGCCCCACGCGGACUUCAGGCUCUUUAUGACUUACGACCCCAAAUUCGGUGAGCUGUCAAGAGCUAUGCGCAACCGAGGCGUGGAGCUUUUUGUCAGCCAGAGCGGCCAAAGAACUAGCCCGCAAGAUGUUCAGCCUCUCGUCAUGUCAGACAAUUCGAUGCUGCGACAGGUGGAUACCAUGUACGACAAUCUACUGAGUGAGGAUGGUGUUGCCGUAGCAGCCGCUUUUGCGUUCCAAAGUCACAAAAGCGUGCCGUAUCUGCUUCGCUGCAGCUCUCCUGCUACGCCCAGUCUUCUCAACGAGGUCGCGAUGGUCCUCCUCUCUGCUUCUGUACGAGAGAUCUCAAGGACGAUGGCUUCCAAUGUGUGCAUGAGUCAAGGAUUGGAGUCUGAUUUCGUCGAAUCAUUAUUCAUUGAUCCCACCUUCAAUCCUAAUGUCCACUCGACUGCUCAGAUUCGCGGGACAAUGUUCUCCAUACUGUCCACACUGUCUCUUGACAAGUACAGACAACAGCAACUUCAAGUUUGGCUCGAAGAGCCUGCAAACGGCAAGACCGUGCUGGCGACCUCUGCUGCCGCGUUUCGUCGUGCAGUCACGCGACAGAAAGUGGCAGCUGGCAAGGAUAUCUACCCGUUCCUCUUCGCCUUUUCCGAGUUGGUCACCGCUCAUAUCGGAUCAAUCGCCACUACCUCGCAAGAUUCCCUCACCAAGCUGGCGCGUAUCUUAGCCUACGUUCAGCUUAUUCAAGAGCACGCGAAGUCGACUACAUUCGAUUACUCGUCUACGAAGCUUCUCGCAAAAUGGAUCGAAGACGAGAUAGAAGGCAUUCAGAUAUUUGCACCUGUGUUGGAGACUUUGCGAAACCUAGCAAAGACGGUGCAGCUGACGUCCGGCAUGGGUCAAGAUCAAAUCUGGACUCUAUUCCGGGCCGCAUCAAGCCGUUUCGGUCAGGCGGCAGAAAUUCAGAGGUUAGCUGCCUUGAGUAAUGAAGUCGUGGAUCGUCAAUUACGCCUGUCCGUUCUCGAGGCUCUAUCUGUUUUGGAUGACGCUUCUGUAGAGGAUGGUGUAUUGUCGCAGUUGGAGGUUCUGCUUACAAACUCGAAGAUGAUUCCGAGAAAAGAGAUUGAUCCAAGUAGCAACUGGACGAACUGGAGUGUGGUUGAAGCAUUGGAGCUCGCAGCUUUAUCCAAAAACAACCGUCAAGCAUUGCAGAUCAUUGUGGAAGAUCGCAACGUUGACUUGUCCUCGCUUGUGUCCCUCAGUAAAAGCUUGAGCUCUGACAAGAUCGCGGCGCAUUCCUUCCAAGCGCUGUCGACCUGGCUGCAAAGAGUCUGGGACCAUGCUGCACCGAACGAGGAAGUCUUGAGUGGGCCUGCUGAUUUGUUCAAGCCCACACGUUUGUCCGCGUCUCUUCGGUUCAGUGUCGUCGAGUCCAUCAAAAUGGCAAAUAUACCUGAACAGGACGACGCCCUCAAUUUCUCGAUCAAGACAGCACUGUAUGAUGCUGAGAAUGAUGACAAGCGUCGUUAUGAAGCUCUUAGUCUUGUCUUGACAAUUUUGGUCUGGAUCGUCAGUUCAUUUGGGGUUUCCGUCUCGUCCAAUCUGGACGUUGUCAAGUUCAUGGAAUCUAUCACAGGGGCUGUCGAAAGAGCUUCUCAGGACGACAGUCAUGCUCGUGUGAUGGGCUGCUCCUUUGAAAAGUGGAUCAAGCCUGCCUUCAUCUCUAUUACCAAUACACCCCAUGACCUCUCGGCGCUCGGAUCCCUCUGGAUUGCGGUCUCAUACUUCAUCCUCGAUCUAUACGUCACCAACAUCCCUAUAGAUCCUGGAGUUCGCCGAGGGCUCGAAGGCGAGGUCAUAGAGCAACUCCUUGUACACUCCGAGGCCAAGCUCUCAGCUGUCUCUGCUGCUGAGAUGAUCGUCAAAGGCGUCAGCGAUAGUGCAGUUGUUCUGGAUCUCCAGGAGGAAGUCACGAACCUUCAGCAUGGCCACGCCGCUCUGGGACCAGCACUCGAGCGUUCCUCGGACGUCAUCAAGCUUUCUCAUUUGUUCAAUGAGGUACACGCAUUCCUUGCCGAUCAGUACGAGGAGAGCCGCAUCACAGCGCUCGUGACUUCCCUGCAAAACGGUCAGACCCAUGGCUUUUCUCGCGAGCAUGAUUUCCAGCUCGCUUCUGCUGCUUUCACACAACGCCUGACUUCCAACUAUGCCGAAACCCCCGAUCUGGUACACCCAAUUGUCACUGCCACUUCGAUAGGCAAAUUUGGUAUACGUCUUGUAGCUAGAGCCGGCGACCUUCAGGCUGCCAAAUCGAAUCCAGCACUCUCCUCCGCCUUGUCAUUCCCUCUCGCUCAACACUUGCAGACCCUUCAAGAUCUGACUGUCGAUGCCCCUGUUGACAAGGCCACAGGUGUCCCAGCUGGUCUUCUGGCGGUGUCAUCCUACAUCUGCGAUAUGGACAACAGCCAACAGCGAAGGGCGCAUGUCCCCAGGAUAGCGCAACGCUUGGACUACCUGUACCAAUCUUGGAGUGCCAUUCGUCUCAGAGAGCAACAAGAGGCUUCAGAUGCCGAGAGUAUGUACCGCGUCAAGAAGACGGAUAUCGAGGUACUCUCGGACGAGGAGCAGGAAGCAAAGGAGUUUGCGGAGCUGUUCCCACAGUACGAGGACGCUGACGCGAAUGACGCUGCCUUCGAACCAGAGAAGGCAGAAGAGAAGGAAAAGAAAGGAUUCCUGCCAUCCUACGUGUCGGCUUUCUCUACUCUUGUCAGACAAGGGUUUGGUCAUGCGUCUUGCACUCCAGGCAAACUUUUGAAGCAGCUCAUCGACGAAACCAUCCAUUACAACUUUGAUACAUCAAAGUUCGACGAAGAAAUUGACGUCAGAAGUCUGGCGUUCCGCGUGGCUACCCUUCACCGACGCCAAGUAGAUGUGAGGAUGCCUCCUUCACAGCCCAACUUUUAUCUUUCGCAUAAUGAGCCCGAAAUUCGUAAGGCUCAUGACGUCUUGGCCCGCCUAAUUCGCCGACUUGACGUUCUCAUUGCGGAGUGGCCCGAGCAAAUGGUCCUCGUUCAUAUACGUGAACGCUGCGAGCGCAUCCUGAAUCUUGACACCCGAAGUUCGGUAGCCCAAGUGCUCUCCACACUGGAGUACCUCCUCCUUCAUACAGAGGACUGGGAAAGCUACGCCAAUCGCGACAACUCUUUGGGCCCCUUUAGGGAUGAAAUCUCCAAGAUGAUUAUUGAAUGGAGGAAAUUGGAGUUAAUCUCUUGGACGCGUUUGCUGGACGACCAGGCAGAACAAUAUGUGUCGCAAGAUGACGAGUGGACUCUACGCCUCUAUGGCGCUCUUAUCCAUGGUGCUGUUGGCGCGGAGGAUAUUGAGAAGCACAUGACUGAGACACUCCCGCUGAUAUCCACAUAUAUCAACAACAGUACCCUCGGUCAUUUUGCGUCUCGUGUCGAUCUGCUUGCUGCCUUCCAACGUAUGGCAAUCGAGAUGUCGCAUCAAGCCCCACAGUUAUCGAAGAUUGCUACUAUGCUGCACAAUCUCCUGGCAAACGCCGGGUUAUUUGCCAUCAGGGUCAAGGACUCCCUGUCUACUCAGCGCGCGGCCAUUGACAAGGCCAUCAAGGACUUUGUCAAGCUUGCCAGCUGGAAGGACGUGAACGUCUACGCCCUCAAAGCAAGUGCCCAAAAGUCCCAUAAAGCGCUGCAUCGGAGUAUCAGAAAGUUCCGUGAUGUGCUUCGGCAGCCAGUGGCGCCCAUGAUGAUGGAAUUGAACGGUGUCGUUCCCCAAGAAGCCCCGAUACCGUCCGAGCCUUGGACCCCAUCUGUAUAUGACAAAAUGUCGCUGUCCAAUGGCGCUCUUGGUUCACGAGCGAGCAUCGCUGUCCCCGUUCCCGAUGUCCUUCUAAGGCUCGACGAGACUCUCAGCAGAUACGGGCAAGUUCAUGACAGAAUUCGAGGCACGGUCACAGGCUCCACCGCUUCUCUGGUAGACACCAUGGCUGUCGAUGUCAUUGACACAGCAGCCCAUCUGAACAAGCAAACACCGUCGACUCUCACCAAGGAGAACGAAAAAAUCGUCAACAAUCUCGCCAGUCGAAAGCGUAAAGCUUACUCUGACAUGUUGAAGGCCCUUCGAGCUGCUGGCUUCUCUCAGAAUGUCCGUGCCGAUCAACUUGCUCGCCAACAGUCUACCAUGUGGCUGGUCAGUCAGCCUCAUAUUGUCGUUCACGGUCUAUCCAACGACCUGGUUAGCCAAAAUGCCAACAAGGUCGAGAAUUACCACCACAGGAUGGAGAUCCUGGUAGCUGCUGUCCGGGCCGCUUUCAACGGACACAGCCCCGACAUCAACUCUCAAGAUCUGCGGAGAGGUAUUGGGUUUGUGGAGUCAUUAUAUGCGACGGCUCUGAAUGAGCGUACUCAGAUUGUCAAUGAGCUUCAGCCGUUGACCAAGCUUGAAGCUAUACUACAGCGGUUCCGACACUGCUCCGAAGCCGAGUCCGUGAUCAGCGGUGCCUCAGUCGUACAAGCAUUCGAGGCAGCCCAAGCGUCUGCUAGUCAGAUACACCGGGCUCUUGCUGAGACCGAAGAGGGCAUGCGUCAGCUCCGAGAACUACAGGGCCGACAAUGUCGAAACGAGGACCUCGCCGCUGUCCAUGACCUCCGACAGGAAAUUGGUCUGCUUUCUCAAGCCUUGUCAAAGACACUUGACUCCGUGACAGACUCUACCUGCUCACUGUUCACCCAGACGGAAAUGGACCUUCUGAACACAUUUGAGCGAAUCCGCAAAAGUCUUGUAGAGCGCUUCACAUCUCAGGCUGAAGCUACGGACGACUUCCGGCACCUUCUUAUUCCCGUGGCCAACAUGGCUCGUUCACUCGAGCUUGCCGUGCCUGUCGCCUCUGCGGUCGACAGGGAAGAACAACUCUGGACCCAGAGCGACGAGAUCAUCCAGUCUCUGCUGGUGGUUGCUCAGCAGCUCAAGCCCCCUGUGGUGGCUGAAGUCCAGGAAGACGAGUAUCCCCAUAUCCCGACGGAUUUCAAGCAGCAACGCUCUUUGGUUGCUUCAUUGCACGUCAGCGACAUCGUUGAGCGGCUCUCCACUUUCAUCGGCCGCCUCACCGCCGCCCCCGCUAGCACUGUGCCAAACUGCAUCUCCCGAAUCAUCCCCUUCCUCGAAAUUUUCAACCAAACCUACUCCCACUCCUUGAGCGUCCACACCCACUCCGUCAAGGCCACCUACAAGCUUGCCUACGUCGUUGGCCGAAUCGUCCUUGACCUCGCCCAGAAAGGCUUCUGCAAACCGCAGGAACAGGGAGAUGAGGGACAGGGCGAAGAUGGCGACGCGAUUGAGGGUACGGGUAUGGGCGCAGGUACUGGCGAAAACAACGUGAGCAACGAGAUCACGGAAGAAUCCCAAGUCGAAGGCUUGCAGGGCGAGGAGGAAGAGGAGAAGGAAGAGAACGGCGGCGAGGAUGAUGAUGCUUUCAGCAUGGACGAAGACUUUGAAGGAGAGAUGGGUGAAGGAAAGGAGAAGGACGAAGGAAGUGGCGACGAGGAAGAAGAGGAAGAAGACCACGACGAGCACGUUGGUGAUGUCGAUCCUCUUGAUCCUGGAGCCGUGGACGAAAAGUUCUGGGGUGAUGAAAAGAAGGAGGAGGACAAGAAGGAUAGCGACGAGUUGAUGGACCAGCAGGGUCAGGAGGAGGAAGGGGAGACGGAGAUGACUGCCAAGGAGGACGAGAAGAAGGAAAAGCAAGAAAAGAAGGAAGAUAAGCAGAAGGAAGAGGCAGGGGACCAAGCAGAGGACAGCGAGCAGACCGAGCAGAAGAACGAUGGAGAUGAAGGCGGUGAUGAGGAGGGAGAAGAGAUGGACGACGAAGAAGUCCCCGGAGAGGAGCACGAAGAGGACGGCGACGAUCAACCUGCAGGCCAAGACCAGCAAGAGGUCUCUAUGCCCGAAGGCGAAACCCUUGACCUUCCUGAAGAUCUCAAUCUCGACGACGAAGGCAUGGAAGAGGGCCAAGAGGAGGAAGAUGAGAAUCUCGGAGACGACAUGGGUAUGUCCGUCGAUGGCGACGAAGAGGAGCAGGAGAGCGGGCAGCCUGAUGAGAUCGACAAUUCCAACGAGCAAGAAGGUCAAGAGGCGGACGACGCUCCCGAGGCUACUGGCCAAGGCGAAGAUGAAACCGAGGAGGAGGCCAACAUGGGCCAGGAUGCCGACUUGUCUGCUGCCAACGAACAAGCUCAAGAGUCUGAAGUCGGCAAAAGCAUGGGCGGUGGACUGGAGGGCGAGAUCCAAAAGGAGAAGGAAGCAGAGGAAGAGGCAGAUGUGGAGAAAGAGGAGAUGGAAGAAGGUGCUCAAGGUCACGACGGAGCUGCUCCCCAAUCGCAACAGCAACAGAAUUCGUCAGACCAGCAGCAAGCUGACGGCCCUGUCGACUCUUCCGGUGCUCCCCUUCCCUCCGACAACUCGGCUCAACCCCAGACCUCUCGAAGCCUUGGCGAUAUUCUCGAAAAGAUACAGCGCCGUCAAGACGAGAUUCUUUCGCAGAAUGAGCGCGAGGAGCAGCCCUCCAACGACCAACAAGUUCCCGAGCAAGCCCCUGGUCAAGUCGAGUACGUCAAGGAGGACGAAGCCAAAGAAGACGACCAGCAGGCUUUGGGCAAGGCUGGAGACGAGGAGAGGCAGAAGCUUGAGGAUCUCCAAAUCGUCGAUGAGGAAGACCGAGGGGAAGAGAUGCCUGCUAUGGAGGACAAUCCUGAAGAAGGGGAGGACUCGCAGGGGCAGGAAAGGCCCCAGAAGCAUGCCGAAUCUAACCACCAAACUCGAGGAGAACCCGAUGCCGAGCGAGAGCAGACCGAAAAGGCUCUCACGCAGGCGGAUAUCGGCGGCAAGCCUUCUGGUGAUGUUGGCGACGAUGCGAUGGAAGUUGAUCUGGACGAUUUCGAGGGCGGCGUGGAAGGCGAAAGGGCGUCUAUUGACGAGGAGGAUGAGAUUGAACUCCACAUUGUGGACCCCACUCCUGUCGCCGGCCAAGUUGCGACCGCCGAAGACAUCUGGCGCCGCUACGCCUCCCUCACUAGCGAUCUCUCUUACGCUCUUUGCGAGCAACUUCGCCUGAUUCUCGAACCAACUCUCGCUACCCGACUUCAAGGCGACUUCCGGACUGGUAAACGGCUCAACAUGAGAAAGAUCAUUCCCUACAUUGCGUCCGAAUACACCAAGGACAAGAUCUGGUUAAGGCGAACCAAGCCCUCGCGACGAGAAUACCAAGUGCUUCUCAGUCUUGACGACUCGCGCUCCAUGUCCGAGUCGCACUCUGUCGACCUUGCCUACCAGACGCUUGCUUUGGUCUCCCAGGCUAUGAACAAACUUGAGGUCGGUCAGGUCAGCAUCGCCAAGUUUGGAGAGUCUGUGGACAUUUUGCACCCCUUCAAGGAGGGCGGCUUUACAGACGCCGACGGUGCCAAGGUCAUGUCAAGCUUCAAGUUUGAUCAGCAAAAGACCGAUGUUGCCAGUCUGGUCGAGAGAACGCUCAGCUAUCUGAGUGAGGCCAGACACGGUCCUGCCCAGAGCGCUAGUGCUCCCGACCUGUGGCAGCUGCAAAUCAUCAUCUCUGACGGAGUCUGCCAAGACCAUGCUCGUCUCAGGCGGCUCUUGCGAAAAGCGCUCGAAGAGCGAGUCAUGAUCGUCUUCAUCAUUGUCGACUCGCUGCAGCAAACUGCUCCGGCGACUGCUUCUGCCGGGCCGGCUUCCUCCACACGGCCGAGCAUCCUAUCCAUGCAGACAGUCGAGUACAAGAACGUCGGCGGGGCGAUGAAGCUCGAGAUGCAGAGGUAUCUCGACACUUUCCCCUUCGAAUUCUAUGUGGUGUUGCGAGAUGUUGAGGCUCUGCCUGGGGUGUUGGCGGAUACGUUGAGGCAGUGGAUGACGAGGGUGUCUCAGUCGCAGGAGUAGGAGGCUAGGAGUGGUUGUAGGGUGUUGUGAUUCUUGGCGCAUUCUUUCUGAGGUUGUGGCAUAAUUGGGUAGUAGUUUCCAGCAAUAGUAGAUAGCAUUCCAUAUAGACUCUGGCACUGAACAUGUAUGUAACAGAUAGAGUAUCGAA
Molecule: messenger RNA, 15133 nt
Organism: Cryptococcus amylolentus CBS 6039
Lineage: Eukaryota; Fungi; Basidiomycota; Tremellomycetes; Tremellales; Cryptococcaceae
Exons: 14
Coding region: 2656-14985 (4109 amino acids)
Biological process (GO): rRNA processing; ribosomal large subunit assembly
Cellular component (GO): nucleus; preribosome, large subunit precursor
Molecular function (GO): ATP hydrolysis activity; ATP binding
Source: RefSeq, a predicted model, not a curated record